This is a messenger RNA of Tupaia belangeri chinensis (Chinese tree shrew), 6266 nucleotides long. It is a transcript of the gene SLC1A2, whose product is annotated as solute carrier family 1 member 2. The transcript is spliced from 11 exons. The record is from RefSeq and is a predicted model, not a curated record. Gene Ontology annotation, biological process: L-glutamate import across plasma membrane; L-aspartate transmembrane transport. Lineage: Eukaryota; Metazoa; Chordata; Mammalia; Scandentia; Tupaiidae. The coding region runs from base 257 to 1951 and encodes 564 amino acids. Gene Ontology annotation, molecular function: L-glutamate transmembrane transporter activity; glutamate:sodium symporter activity; neutral L-amino acid transmembrane transporter activity. Gene Ontology annotation, cellular component: plasma membrane.
GAAGCCUGGCCACUUGGAUGGUCUGCAUUCCCACGACCUGGAGCUGUUAACUGCCAGCACCAGCACUCCCUGGAGGCCAGCUGCACCCAGACACCAGGCUGAGACCAGGAGUGACUCGACCCUAGUCACCCUCCGCCACCUGUCCCAGUCCUUGACCUCCCGGGUCCCCUGGAAGUCAGCAGGAUUCGAACGAGGUCUGCUGGUCCCGGAACCGCUACAUCCAGCCCAGCUUUGUCUGGGUUACUGGGCCCACGCCAUGCCCAGGCAGGUGGAAGUGCGCGUGCACGACAGCCACCUCGGCUCGGAGGAGCCCCAGCCCCGGAACCUGUGUCUGCGCGUGUGCGGCGGCCUGGGGAAGAACCUGCUGCUCACCCUCACCGUGACCGGUGUCAUCCUGGGGGCGGUGUGCGGGGGCCUGCUCCGCCUGGUGUCCCCCAUCCACCCCGAUGUGGUCCUGCUCAUCGCCUUCCCGGGGGACAUCCUCAUGCGGAUGCUGAAGAUGCUCAUCCUACCUCUCAUCGUCUCCAGCCUGAUCACAGGGCUGUCAGGCCUGGACGCGAAGGCCAGCGGCCGCCUGGGCACGCGCGCCAUGGUGUACUACAUGUCCACCACCAUCAUCGCAGCUGUCCUGGGCGUCAUCCUGGUCCUGGCCAUCCACCCGGGCAACCCCAAGCUCAAGAAGCAGCUGGGGCCGGGACAGAAGAAUGACGAAGUGUCUAGCCUGGACGCCUUCCUGGACCUCAUCCGAAACCUCUUCCCUGAAAACCUCGUCCAAGCCUGUUUCCAGCAGAUUCAAACGGUGACCAAGAAAGUCCUGGUGGCAGCUCACGCGGACGAGGAGGCCAACGCGACCAGCGCUGCCAUGGCCCUCCUGAACGAGACGGUGGCCGAGGCCCCCGAGGAGGCGAGGAUGACGAUCAAGAAGGGGCUGGAGUUCAAGGACGGGAUGAACGUCCUGGGCCUGAUCGGGUUCUUCAUCGCCUUCGGCAUUGCCAUGGGGAAGAUGGGCGAGCAGGCCAGGCUGAUGGUGGAGUUCUUCAGUAUCCUGAACGAGAUCGUCAUGAAGCUCGUCAUCAUGAUCAUGUGGUACUCCCCGCUGGGCAUCGCCUGCCUCAUCUGCGGCAAGAUCAUCGCCAUCAGGGACCUGGAGGUGGUGGCGAGGCAGCUGGGCAUGUACAUGGUGACAGUGGUCGUGGGCCUCGUCAUCCACGGUGGCAUCUUCCUCCCCCUCAUCUACUUCCUGGUGACCCGGAGGAACCCCUUCUCCUUCUUCGCCGGCAUUUUCCAAGCCUGGAUCACUGCCCUGGGCACCGCCUCCAGUGCCGGGACGUUGCCUGUCACCUUCCGUUGCCUGGAGGAGAAUCUGGGGAUUGACAAGCGCGUGACCAGGUUCGUCCUCCCGGUCGGAGCCACCAUAAACAUGGACGGGACGGCCCUCUACGAAGCAGUAGCCGCCAUCUUCAUAGCCCAGAUGAACGGGGUGGUGCUGGAUGGAGGCCAGAUCGUGACCGUGAGCCUCACGGCCACCCUGGCGAGUGUCGGCGCAGCCAGCAUCCCCAGCGCUGGGCUGGUGACCAUGCUCCUCAUCCUGACUGCCGUGGGCCUGCCUACGGAGGACAUCAGCCUUCUAGUGGCGGUGGACUGGCUUCUCGACAGGAUGAGGACGUCAGUCAACGUGGUGGGCGACUCCUUCGGGGCCGGGAUCGUCUACCACCUCUCCAAGUCGGAGCUGGACUCCAUCGACUCUCAGCACCAAGCGUACGAAGACAUCGAGAUGACCAAGACGCAGUCCGUGCCCGACGAUGCCAAGAACCACAGGGAGGGCAGCCUGAGCCAGUGCGUCUACACCGCACACAAUGCCGUCGUGAGGGACGAGUGUAAGGUAAAUCUGGCAGCCAAUGGGAAGCCUGCUGACUGCAGUGAGGAGGAGCCUUGGAAACGUGAAAAAUAAGACGCUUCACAGCAAGUUCUGGAACAACCCCCUGCACACCCUACGGUAAAGAUGACAUAGACAAGCAUUCUUUUAAAAGGAAAACAGUGCCGCUUCUGUGCUCACUAGUAACCUGUCAGCUGAGCUUCCAGGCGCCACUGCGAGCCCAGCGGCCCGCAGCCUGCGUCCUGCCAUGUAACACUUAGUAACUGUCUGACAUUCUCCCGCGUGUCGGUGUUGAAUGGGCACUGCCAGAGGAACCCGUUCCACUCAAGAUCAGUCUCGCCAGCUUCCCUUUCCCACCGAGGUGCAGAAAUGCAGACGCCCCUUCCGGAGACACAGCUGAAGCCGUAGGGUACUCUCCAGGGAUGCUGGGUGUGGAGCAGCAUGCAGCGGGUCAUUCCUUAAUGUCCAUGUCUUGCCCGGUUGUGCACGAGGGACUCGGAGCAGCCUCGGGAACCGCCCCUGUAACCGUCCGGCAGAGCAGCCUGUGUUCACCGCGUACCCACGCCCACGUAGGGGACGCCACUGUCCUUCUCCGCGCUGUGGCCGCUUCAGGGAGCAGGUCGGCUGGCCCGGCGGAGGCCAGCUCUUAAUGGUGGCCUCCCUCCCCACCCUCCCCAGCCUCUGUGAGCCACAGACGAGACCACGGUGUGUCCACGACCCCUCCCAGCACAGUUGUGGACAAGGAAGCAUCGCUCGCAGGAUGCGUGUCCUGACACUCAGGGACCCCGUUCAUGCAGGCUCUCACCAGCUCACGUGCUCAGCUCCGGAGUGUCUGCCCGGUGAGAUCGGAGGCGAGGACCCUCGUGCCCCAUUGUCUACUACACCGUAAGAGCCUUCUUUGGGUCCAACCCAAUGAGAUGUUUUUAGUCCCCAGAUUAUGUGACCCCUUCUCACCCCCAGAAGUCCUGAUCAGCCACGCGUGUUGACCGUGCCUCUAAUCAAGAAGACAAGCAAAUGCCAGCACUUAUCUGCCAUGUAGAAAACGUUCUGUUAUAUCAAAGCACAAAAUCCAGCUACAGGACACAGCUGGGGACAGCCUGUCCCCCUCCCGGGCUCCUCCGCGGAACACAGUAAAGGCCGACUGUGAAACCCCAGGACAGUGACAUUGGCGAGACUGGGUCGUGCAGCCCUGGCCACCAGUGGGACAGGGACAGGCACGCGGCCUCAUGGCAAACUCAGCAAGCUGCACACCCAAAGGAUGCACAGGAAGGAUGGUGCGGGGCCCUCGGGGCGGCCAGCGGUCCUGGGGCUCCUUCGGCUGACUGUCGAAUGUCCCUGCUGUCACUGUUGGCUGCUGAGUGUGGGAUCGGCGGGGAUCUAGCGACUGGUCAUGGACACACCCCUGACUCAGGAGAACACAGGACCUGGGGCUGCAGUUGGGCCCGGCCCUGGGCUGUGAGAGAGGUGCCGACAGCCAUGGCAGUGGGGGAGUCCGGGUUCUCUGAGGAGGGGGUGUGUGUGGUUAUCACGUGCCCAUGGCUGUCACUCCUGUGACGUCUCCAGCAACCAGAUGCCUGAGAACCCACAGGAGACAUAGUCCUCACUGCCCCUGCCCCAAAACCCCAGUCACGGCUGGGCAGGUCACUGCUGAGCGCCCACUGCCCCUGCUCCUGAGCCCCGGUCACGGCUGGGCAGGUGUCUUGCCCUCCCUUUUCUCUAACGACAUAGUCGUCACUUUCCCGGGGCUCACAGUUGGCGGUAGUGAGACUCGCUCGCCUGUCACUGUGGAAGCAGCCCCUGCAGCGGCCUUGCGGGCCACAGACACAGUUCCUGGGGUUAGCUGCAGGGUGGCUCAGGCAGUCCUUGGAGCUUUGCAGGUGAGGAGAAGGGCCAGCUCCUGGGUCCUCCUUUGCCUGGGAGGCUGUGUGGCUCCCAUGUGCUUGGGCACGGUCUAGGUUGUCUCCUCGAGUCUCUGCCUAAGAGCUCCCUGGUGCGUCCCUUCAGCUCUUUCCUGGCUGUCCCGCUGGCCUGUGCAGGGGACAGAGGCACGUGCUCAGUGGACCCUGUGGGGCACCAGCGAGCCCAGAGGCUCCAUGCAUGGGCCACAGAGCACUCUUGGGGAAUGGCCUUUACCUGGGACUUCAGUACGUCAUAUUAAAGAUAAGUCAUUUCGAGUUCAGGACCAGCCUGGAAAUCAAGGCUGAUGCACGUCCCCAAGCCCCUGAGGGCUUCCUUCCCUAGGACUGCCGUAGACGGAGUGGGCUGCAGGGCAAUCUGAGGCCCUGCCCCUAGAGAGCCGUGCGCCUUCACAGCUAUGGCAGGCCCUCUGGUGCACCCCUGAGCUGCAUGCGCUUGCAAGAGGCCAGUCAGACCGGGCUCCUUCUCCUUUUGGGAACCGGGGCAUUUUAGAGAGUAGCACCGGGGCAUUCACCUCCUCCCUUGCUCCUGCCGCUGGGACAGCCAGGGAACAGCUGCACCCUCGGGUGCCGCUGCUGUGCCAUUCUCCAGCUGAACCGUCCACGCCUGGAGACAGGACGGUGGGUCCCCACUGCUGUUUACAGGCUCCAAGAGGGUGCCAAGGUCUCCGGCUAGAGAAGGGGACUGAGCAGGGCUGGGAGUCCAAGCUGCUGGGAAUGGCCGUGGCUUUUCCUGAGGAAACCCAGACUCCUGGCUGCCCUGCGGUCCCCUCUCUCCCCUUACUGCCGCCCAGGACAGCCCUGGUGGCGACCCACACGGCGUAGGCAGGGUGGGGAGGGCAUGGGGGGCCCCGGCAGUGUCUGACCCAGCUCAGCGGAGCGGAUGCAGGCGCGGACAUGGUGGUGGGAGCGGUGAGGUUUGGUGGAGGACGCCCUGACUGCGACCCUGCCGUCUGUAGCUGUGUGACCUGCCCGAGCCGCUCCCCGUGCAGCCCUCGUUUUCUCCCACAGGAAGGACGAAGGUCGGAUAAGUGGUUGGCCUCCCGUCCAGACGUCGAGUCUGUGUUAAGAUCUUUGCAGGCUUCUUAGAAGACUUUCUCCUAGAAAAUGUGACCGUCGGCACGUUAAGCCUGGGGCCCACAGAGCACACAGUCAGCUUGGAGAUGGCCCCCCUUCCGUGUGAGCGCUGCUGUUCCAUCCGUCACAGCGAGGGGAGGCGAGGCGGCCGUGCUCACGGUCUGCGGCUGCAUUGUACCAACGCCCUGCUUCCUCGGGUGUGCUGUCGGGGAGGCGGUGGCUGCUCGGGGAUGGCUCGGUGUCCCGGGACCCCGCUGAGCCCUGGCCUCAGUCCUGCUGUGGCCCAGCUCUCCUAGUACCCCACACAUGGCUUCCCCUGACAGUCCUAGCUGCCGGGCCAGCACGGGACUGAGGAGCCUUUGGCAGACUCUGCCAGACAGACAGACUGGACCCUGACAGAAGGUAGUGCAAGACUUUGGCAGUCGUGGCCGCAGUCGGAGCCCCGCCCUUCCGUGGCUCCAGCACAGCCAGGCACACCCAUUCCCAGUGAAGCCAGGCCUCUAGAGAGCCACACGAGGAUGGCCGGUGGGGUUCAUUUCCAGACUCCUACUGUGGGCACCGCAUUGCCGGUGGAGCGUGGGCCUCCCAGUCCCUCUCCAGUGCUGCGGAGCCUCGGGGACCGCUGCGCCCAUCUCUGCUCUUGGUCCUGAGUUUUGCCCGACUCUCGAGCAGGGCCGCGGCUGUGGUGUGAGCGCUGCCAUGGGCAGGGCAGUCUCCGGCUCUUCCACCUGGCAGAGGCAGGCCGGGAAGGCUAUUCGUGUUCCUGUUAGUGCAGAAGACCUGAGGCAAGUGAGGCAGGGCAGCCUGAUUUCUCAGUGGACCCACGGACCUGCAGGAAUGUGGACGGUGCCAAACCCUGUUCCUGAUUCAGUGAUACCCUGGGUACUCACGUGUCAGACCCUCCCUGAGCCGGCUGUGCUUCACCUAGACAUUUAGAAUAUCAGCCCUUGCCACCUCCCUGGUCACACAGGGCCCUGUAGUGCUGCAAAUAACACACACUAAUGGCACACGUCAGCGCUGGGCCUGGAGAGGUCCAGGUGGGCAGCGACAGUGCCAGGUCGUCUGGGAUCCCUUCCGUCUCGGGUGAGCAUGGACCCUGACCAUGGGCGUCGUCCCCCUGGGGUGGGUGGCCAGGCAGAGCCGUGCUCCUCUGGGGCUCCGUUUCCCAUGCAGCCCUCUAAGCUAGCCUGGAGAGGGCCCGUGGCCUUUGGUGGGGAGCACACACAUGCACACAAACACACACACACAGAAACAUGCACACAUGUGCGUACACAUACAAAAGAAACACACAAACAUAAACACACAUGCACACACGUGUGUGCAGCAACCGUGCACAUACAUGUGCACACCUACGCACACAAGCACGUGCACACUCAUGCAUGCAGACAUGUGGAUAC